Messenger RNA from Haemonchus placei, 1692 nucleotides. The record is from the annotation of a GenBank genome assembly. NCBI's taxonomy places the organism in Eukaryota, Metazoa, Nematoda, Chromadorea, Rhabditida, Trichostrongylidae.
AUGAGUGCCAAUCAGUAUGGUAUCGAAACCGAUGCCAUGACCUUGCAAAGGUUCGUGCUACACGAACAACGGAAACAUCCUAGUGCUUCUGGAGACCUUACGAACCUUCUCACAUCGUUGUCGACUGCUUUUAAGGCCAUUUCAAGUUCAGUACGAAAAGCUGGCUUGGCGCAUCUUUAUGGUAUCGCUGGUAACACCAACGUCCAAGGAGAAGAGGUGAAAAAGCUGGAUGUCCUCAGUAACGAGUUGAUGAUAAAUAUGAUCAACUCAUCCUACACAUGUUGCGCCAUGGUAUCUGAAGAGAAUGAUAAUUUGAUUGAAGUAGAAGCGUCCAAGCAAGGGAAAUACGUUGUCACAUUCGAUCCACUAGAUGGCUCAUCCAACAUUGACUGCUUGGUAUCCAUAGGAACAAUCUUUGGUAUUUGGAAAAAACACAAAGAUGGACCGGUCACACGUGAGGAUCUGUUACAGUCAGGAAGAAAUAUGGUCGCCGCUGGUUACUGUCUCUACGGUUCCGCCACGAUGGUCGUGCUUUGUACUGGACGUCAUGUGAACGGAUUCAUGCUCGACCCGAGCAUCGGAGAGUUCAUCCUGACGCACCCGAAAAUGAAAAUUCCAGAAAAAGGAAAGAUUUACAGUGUAAAUGAAGGUUACGAACGAUUCUGGUCGAAAGGACUCAGGGAAUACAUCCAUAGCAGAAAGCAUCCAGAGCCAGGAAAGAAAGGAAUGGUUGCACGUUAUGUCGGAUCCAUGGUGGCAGAUGUUCAUCGUACAUUACUUUAUGGUGGCGUUUUCCUCUAUCCACCUACCGGAGAUGCACCACAGGGCAAGCUUCGUUACCUUUACGAAUCUGCGCCAAUGGCUUUCCUGGUUGAGCACGCUGGAGGAAUCGCACACACGGGCAAGUUCUCUGAACGUAUCAUUUCCAGACAGAUCAUGCCUGCUCCAUCCGCUUAUGGAUUCGAGACAGACUCGAUGACAUUGCAGCGUUUUGUGCUGGCAGAACAGCGUAAACAUCCACAAGCUUCAGGUGAUCUCACCAAUCUUCUCACUUCACUUCUAACUGCAUUCAAGGCCAUUUCAAGUGCUGUACGAAAGGCUGGUUUGGCUAAUCUUUAUGGCAUCGCAGGCGAUACCAACAUCCAGGGCGAAGAGGUUAAAAAACUGGAUGUUCUCAGUAACGAGCUGAUGAUAAACAUGAUACGCUCAUCAUACAAUUGUGGUGGAAUGGUAUCGGAAGAAAACGACAAUAGCAUUGGCGAGUUCAUACUUACUCAUCCACAUAUGAGAAUUCCUGAAAAAGGGAAAAUCUACAGUAUCAAUGAAGGAUAUGCAAAGCAUUGGUCCAAAGGUCUUACUGAGUAUAUUCAUACUAGAAAGUUUCCAAAGGAAGGUAAAAAAGCAAUGGUACAACGCUACGUUGGUUCAAUGGUAGCUGAUAUCCAUCGAACGUUGCUAUAUGGCGGAAUUUUCCUCUACCCUCCUACCAAGGAUGCCCCAAAUGGAAAGCUUCGACUUCUCUACGAAUGUGCUCCAAUAUCGUUUCUCAUUGAGCAAGCUGGAGGUUUAGCAACUACAGGAAAGACACCGGUUCUAGAUGUUGUCCCAGAGGACAUUCAUCAACGAUGUCCAUUAUACAUGGGUAGUAAAAAGGAUAUCGAAGAACUGCUCAGCUAUAUUGCAUCUGACUGA